AUGUACGAGAACCAGAAUACCCAACCAGGGAGCGGCUGGCGCUCCUUGUCAGCACGACGAAGAAUGUUGAUGUUCCCCUUCUCCGGGGUGCAAGUUUUAGUUAUGUUGACGCACUUCGCCUGGAGCACGAUCGGUGUUUAUUCCCGCGGCCUUCUGGCAGCUCCGUCUAGUACUACGGCAGUCGGGUUAUUUAUAUUUUACUUCCUCUCAACUACAGAUGUUGUGGAUGCCGUUUCGCUGGUGGUCAAGACGAGGAACAAUGGAAGUAGAAAUACCUCCCCUCUGGUAGAACUACAAAGGGCGAACAACAACAGAAAUGAUCCCGGCAAGAGCAAAUCCAGCAAGGCCAGAAAAAUUUUCAAGACAAAAGUACUGUCGAGAAAAAAACAAGGCACGACUGCUGCAUUGCCACCCGAGCCGGUGGCGGCCACAAGAACUUCUUUCAUUGACAUCACCCGGUCUAGUAUUCGGGAAACCGUGGGCCGUGCCGGGAGGACAAGAAGAACACUAUCGAGAAAGGAGCAGACGUCACAGCAGACAGCAGCAGAAGGAACUAGAAGUGAAAAAACAAGUGCACAUGUACAUGUAGGGACCGCCAGCACCAGCACGAAUAAGAGGAUAGUACAACAAGAACAGCAAGCGGCUGGUGCGAGCAGCAGCAGUGGGGGCGUCUGCAUGUACUUUGUCCACCAAACUCUCGAGAACUGGGCCGCGCUAUCCCCUCGCACCAUAGACCCUGACGAGUACUGGGCUGGGUUCACGAGGAGUACUAGUACAAUCAGCAACGACCCUUGCGACGAGUCAGAGGAAAAGUGUUUCAGCCCGCUGUGCCGGGGUGGUAUGUAUGUCGCGGACUUCUUCGCGAAUUCGCCCCUCCGUUUGGCUGCCGCGCAGGACCUUGACGAAGGGAUGGACUGCAGCGGUUCGCAUGUGUCCUUCGCAGCAGAUAGAGAUCACCGCACGUGGGACCUGUGGGACCAAUCAAGGGCGGCCCUGCAGCCAGCGGUAUUGGAUACUGCAACUACUUCAUCCAUGUUGUUGUAUUCGGAGGGUAAAGUAGAUGAAAAUCAUGAUUGUAGUUGCAGCAUUUUUUGGCUCUUGUUGAAGUUGAGUGAUGGCUGAAGAAGAAGAAGAGAAGAAGAUCUAGCAGGCGGUUUACAACUAUGGUCGUUCAGUCUGAAAAAUGUACUUCUACUUCAACCUCUAGGGUUAGUGGAGAUCAUCACGUAGUAGAAGCUGCCAGCGGUGGAGCUCUGAACACAUCAAUGAUAAGGUGCGAAGAUGAUGAUGAACAAGAACACGAGCAAAUUCACACUGAACGUAUCCAAAUUAACAUGCACAUGUAUAUUUCGUUAUCGAAUUUAAAAAAUUUCAGGAAUGGUGGGAUGCGAACCCGUUGAGCGACGACGAGGUGGUCGAAAAGCGGUUCGAAAACAAGUUCAAGAAAUUUGAGCGGUUGUCCGAAGGGACGAAGGGCGAUUGGGUCGAGGUAUCGCAGGCGGAAUACAACCAAUUUGAACCCGACAACGAGCCGGACACACCGCUCUUUUUCACGGCCCGGUGGCGACACGGGGGUUGCGUCCACGCGCAGGGCAUCCACGCGCACGCCUGGAGCUUGGAUAAGGAUCCGCCGAUCGUUCGAUGUAAUAAAGGGGCGCAAGGCGUGUACAAUGCCUGGGAGUGCGCGGAAACGUGCUGCUUCGGAGACAAGACGGACCUGAGAAGAACAACAACCUCAACGACAACGUCGACGACAACGUCGACGACAACAUCAACUACGACGUCAACUACGACGUCAACUACGACGUCAACUACGACGUCGACGACCACGUCAACGACAACAACAUCCACGACAACUACAACAUCGACGACUACAACGACUACUACGUCGACAACUACGACCACAACUACGACCACAACUACGACCACAACUACGACCACAACUACGACCACAACUACGACCUCAACUACGACCUCAACUACAACCUCAACUACGACCUCAACUACGACCUCAACUACGACCACAACAUCUAGCACGACAACCACAACGACCACGACAACCGAGGUCCCAACUACCACGAAAGCGCCAACUACGACGAAAGCGCCAACGACCACAACAGAAGUGGUCUCUACUUCAACGACGACUUCUACUAGCACGUCGACAACGACUACAACAAGCAGUACUACAACUUCUACUACAACUACCUUGACAGAAGCUGUUGUACCACCCACCACCAGCCCAGCCCCCGCUUCCUCCCUGGCGCCGUCGUCGCAACCUGGUGGGACCCCACCGACAAACACCACAACGACGGCGAAAGUUGAUAUGAAUACGACGACGACUACUUCUUCGACAACGGCAGUAGAGCUGAACCGCGGGCGGACGGACCCAGAUUUACUGGAUGGCAUGACCACAAAAGCCGCGGAGAAUAGUACGACUAGCACGACCUCCACGACCAGCACUACGCGGAGCGUCGCGCUCGCGGGAAUGGCGAUGAACGACUCGAAGAACACAACCGGUCUCUUAACCUAUGGCACUCCGGAAGGUGUGGAGAACGUGUACGAUUCCACCAAUACAACCUCCACAACUGCCGCGCCGCCGGAAGAUGAUUGGUGCCUGCCGUGCAGUGCGUUCGCCUGCGUGCUGAUCUGUGUGGCGUGCCUGCUCGCCUUCGGGUUGGCCGUCGGAUUGUUUUACCACGCGCGGAACCGAGGUAAAAGAGACCAAGGGGGUUCCGCCGCAGCUGUGGGAAGCAUGAACGGGCUGCUCUUACCCGGGAACAAGAAGGUGAAGGUCAAGUCCUCCAAGCAUGCGCCCUCGGAGGAUGAAGCGUUCGAGGUGGGUAUCGCCUCCGGCUUCAGCGAGGGCUACGCGCGCCAGUUCGCGCAGGCGCUCGCCAAGUACGACAAGAAGGGAGAUCUGCUCGAACUGAACCCGUUGCCCGCGCCACAAAAGGUGGAAGACCUCGCCGCCAUGCAGCGGGUGAAGUUUGGCGGCUUCGAGAGCGUGGCGGAGGCCGUGAAAUUAUGGAUUGCAAAUGUGUCUGGGUCUGGAAACUUGUAAUGCAUAGUCGCGAAUAGUAAAUGCUCUCUAAUGCACAGCCAAGCACGAGAAAUAUUUGCGCGGUUUAGUGUUGCGCUUUCCGCAAUACAGCCUGCGUUUUAUUGUCAUGACAAGAGCAUCAAGGAUCUCUCUCUCUGUCUUCUUGGACACGCAUCACAAACUCUUCCGUCAUGCCAGACAGGCAUGACAGAUGUUUCAUUCUUUCAGACCCAGACAUAUUUGCAUUUGAUAGAAGUUUUUCGGGCCGCGGUUCAAGCAGAAGCGGGGCUGGAAAUUGAAGGGGAGCUGUGCGCCCAAGUACCCCGGACCACGCGUGUUCGAGCUGAAGCUGAAACGCGCCGGGUUGCAGCCGAGUUACGCCACCGCGCUGGCCGCGCAGCUCGGCGACCGCAUGGUGAAACCCAAAACCGGUCUCACGACCAAAAUGGCGCCGCCGCCCACGGAGGACGACAAGGACGCGUUGUUCGAGUUGGGCCAGUUCGGCGGGAUUGAGUGUGUGGCGGAGCUGCGCGGGUGCCUGGUGUCGGCCAAGCGGCAGCAACCCAACCGGCCCUCCAGCACCGCCUUCCCAGAGCCCCCCUCGCACGAAUCCCAGGAAAAGACCAUGAGGAUCAACCUGAUUCCCCCGGAUCGGCCCACCGGAUGGGUGGACGAGGACGAGGAGGGCAUAAAGGAGGAACAAGUGAUAUUAAACACGACAGGUGCAGCUCUGCCACCAUCGAGCGGAACGGGUAGGCUAACAAAUCAAGACCAUCCACCCGGGGACGAGCAGGAGGAUGAUGGGACGAACAAGGUUCUUAGUUACAAGGUCCUCCCCGCCGUGAUGGCCAGCGGCAAGGGGGAAGGCUUUGGCGCGGAUGACGACGGGGUGAUGGUGAUGCCCACGAGUCAGGAAACCUUGGACGACGAGGAGCAGGAGGAAUUGCUGGCGGACUUCAUGGAAAAGCAGUUCCGACAGGCGAAAAUGAAGGACCAGAACCUGCUCUACGACUACGCGGCAUCCCUCCCCCCGCGCCCCAGCGUGGUUGGGGCGGUGGAAAGCGCGCUCGUUCUCACCGGCUUCACCCCGGGGUUUUCGCACCACCUGGCGGAGGAACUGGUGGACCCCGCGGCGGAUCCGGCCAAGUCGGUCGUCACCGAAGACACUGCGGACAUCGACAAGGAGCUGUUGCGCAGGCGGGGGUUCGCGGGCUCGGCGCAGACCCUGGCCGUCGUGCGCAACGGGCUGCUAUGAGUUGCAAAUAUGUUUGGGUCUGGGAGCUUGCGAGAUUUGUCAUGCUAGUCCAGCAUGACCCUGAACUUUGUAUUGCGUGGCCGCAAAGCCAAAGAGCUCCUCGUGCCUGUCAUGCAAAAACGCAGUUUCUCAUGCGGAGUACGCAACUCAGAACCACGGAAAAUUUUGCCAUGCGCGGCAGCGCAUCAGAGUCUGCUCUCUGUUUCCUUUCUUGCAUCACAAGUUUCCAGACCCAGACAACAUAUUUGCAUUUGAUAGCUGCUGAAGUGGCGGAGGGCCAAGGAGCGCCGGGAGGCCGCCCCGGCGGAGGAACAGGAAAACUUCUUCGACCGGUUGAGCUCGUGGUUCACCGGGCGUACUGCUGACGAGAACAACAAGGAGAGUACUAGCCGCAUGAAGCUCACCGUGGUGGCGGAGAGCCUCGUGCCGGAGUUCGGGGAAGUGGAGCAGGUGGCUGUCGCGGUCGGGUUUACUCGCAGCUACGCGAAAAAGUUGUCGCGGCACAUUGUGGAGCCCGGGAGACUACUGCAGGCUUCGGUGGACGACUUGCCGGCGGCCGAAGCGGAGCAAGACCAGCUGGUUUUGAAACAAAUGAAGAUGCAAGACCGCCGCGAGCCUGGGAAGGUGCGGGACCCGUGGAAGAUGCAGGCGUUUUUGAAGAAACGGUUGAAGGUGAAGAGGAACCGCAGGCAAGUCGGCGCCAAAGCCGGGCAGAAGGGAGUUGUGGCCACGGAAGAGUUUGCGCGAGCGCAACUUUUAGCCAACAACUUCUCGCCACUGUACGCACAAGAAUUGGCAAAGAUCCUCGCGAGCGCGAGGAGGACUACAACAACUUCUCUGCCCAGAAAAUCUAGUGAACCACCUGCGCGGGACAACAAGGUGAGUGCCAACAACAAUAUCAAUAUCCCUCCCCCCACCCUUCCCGAGGAUGAGCAGGCGUGGCACCGCUGGGGCUUCGGGGGCACCGAAACGGUGGAGGAGGUGAUGGGUUUCUUGCUGAAAAAAGCCAAGAAAAAAGCCAAGAAAAUUGCGUCGGGUUAUGGCGAGCAAGAGGUAGUUCUCAGCGACAACACAGCACCAGGUGGUGAACUUUCCACUGCGGAUUAUGCGGAGUACUCCGCCGACUUUCUCCGCGCAGCCAAUGCCGCCGACCAGGAGGAAGCGAAAUUGCAUCGGAAAUCGGUGUUGGACCGCGCCGAGACAUCGUCGGAUGAUUCGUAUGCAUUGCAAAUAUGUCUGGGUCUGGAAGAGAGCAACUUGUCAUGCUAAAUCCGAAACGCACAAAAAUCUGGGUUGCAUGAAUGGCAAACGCUACCCAAUUCUUGCCACGCAAAGGGCCAAUUUCUCAUGCGAACUAGGCAUCAAAAAACUCUUGCGCAAUUUGUGACGCUUCUGGGUGCAUUCCAGACCAUUUUUGUGUUCGAUGAGUUGCAUGACAAACCUUGCAUCCUUCCAGACCCAGACAUUUUUGCAUCUGAUAAUUCGGUCUUCGACGCAAUGUACGUAACCGACUGGGAAUCCGAGGACGUUUCCGACGUCUCCGAGACCUUAUGAGAGUGCACAACCCCCCCCUCAUUUGUGAUGCAAAAUUCCAAAUCCGGUUGCUGCCGAGUAGCACUGUUUGCAUGACAAAUUUCGGAUGAAGGAGUCCAACAAGUACGUGGUGUACUACACUUCUUGGCGUAUGAAGAAGAACCUGUCAUGCAAAGGCUCCGUGUGUGCUGGUGUUUGUAUUGCUGGUUUUGCCAUAGAAUUGGAAUUGAGGGGGAGGGGAAGUUGUGCACUCUCAUAGACCUCCGGGGCGGGGCCCGCGAAACUGCAGGUCACCUCCAUUCCCAUGAGCGGGGGCGAGGCGACCGCAACUGGCUAUGAAAUGCAAAAGUGUCUGGGUCUGGAAGAGUGUGAACUUGUCAUGCAUGUUUUCCAUGACCCUUGAGGUAUGGAAUGCGGGACCUAGCAUGGCAGAGUCUGUGAGGUCUCUUUCAUGCCUAUCCUGCAUGAGAAACUCCCUCCCAACUUGGUCGAAAGUGGACAGCUUUUGGCACUCUUGCAACACAGAUUUUUGCAUGAUUCGGAUUUAGCAGGCCAAGUUGCAAUCUUCCAGACCCAGACAUUUUUGCAAUCCAUACUGGCGCGGCCAGAACUACGAGGAGCAGAAAAACCGACUUGAAGUCCUCAAAGUCAUCUUCAAAGAAGGCCUCCAAAAGUCUCGACAACUCCAACACAAAAACUUCGAGGCACUCGAGUCGGAUGCAGAUUCUUUCGCAGUCCUCCGACAAGUCCGACAGCAGUGGCGGGCCCACGAAGAUGAUGAACAACCUGACUACUCAGCUGACAAUUGCACCAUCCGACAAGCUAUGCAGAAUAAAAGUAUCGCACUAGAAGUAGUACUAUUGGUACCAUAUGAAAUCGCGUAAGGAUGAGGAUGACUUUCUCAAGAAGGAUAUGAAUUGGGAUUUGUACGCCAGAUUUGUCAUGAAUGAUUACGAUGAGUUCGAGUACGAGUUGUGCGAUACUUUAUUUGCAAUGGAUACAAUCCCGGCGAGGGUGGUGUCUUCAACAACGAUUUUUUUCACCAAGGACCUGCUCCUGAAAAGAGUCCUGCGGAAGCUACUAAUACAUCCGUACAACCCGGUGCAGCCGAUGCCCGAAGGUCAUCGAAAAAAUCUGGAAAAAAUAAAGGCGACAAGGAGAUAGCCUCGGCAAACACGAUGGACAUCAGAUCCAUCAAUUACCACGAAUAAGUACCACGGAUGAUGGUGAAGAAGCUGAACUACAUGAACAAUCGAGAUCUGAUUCUUUUCUCGUUUAAAAGGUCGAGGAAGUGUAGAAGACCAAAAGAUAGAUGUAGGACAGCACCGCCACGACAAGCACCUCGAUGACGAAUUGAUACUUUAGGAAUAUCAACAAUAUGAAUAUCCAUCACCAUUGCUACAGUACUAAGUAUACGCUUAUAGAUGCGUACUAAACCAAGAAGACCCACAACUACCCACGA
Molecule: messenger RNA, 7290 nt
Organism: Amoebophrya sp. A120
Lineage: Eukaryota; Dinophyceae; Syndiniales; Amoebophryaceae
Source: the annotation of a GenBank genome assembly